AUGCAACAGAAUGAAUCCCCUUUCAUGCUCUUUCUGAACGCAAUUCCAAUAUGCACGCGAGUGAUGCUGAUAUCAACACUCUCGUUUUCUAUAGCAACAAGCUUUUACCCUUCGAUUGGGUAUUUGUCGUAUUUUGAUGAAGAAGAAAUAACAGAGAGGUUCCAGGUCUGGCGACUUUUCACGCCAUUUUUUGUCAUGCGGAUGGGGUUCCCAUUUAUUAUGCACCUCCUCAUGCUUUACAAGUUUUCUGCGGAACUUGAGGAGUCAUACUUCAAUAACACAAAAGACUAUGUCUUAUACCUUCUCUUUAUUUUAGGGCUAAUCGACACGUUCUCUGUUUUAUAUGUUCCCCUCCACCAACAGUUUAUUACAUGCAUUGUGUACACCUGCUGUAGAGCUGAUCCAGAGAGUGUCAUGUCGUUCUUGUUUGGUAUCACACUGAAGAGAAAGUAUGUACCAUGGGCACUCAUUCUAUUGAAUGUACUUAUGGGCUCCCAACUGUUACCUUCCUUUGUGCUGAUUGCUAUCGCCCAUUGCUAUUACUUUGUAAGACAUGUCAUUCCAGUCCAUUACCCACAGAUCCCACGACUUAUUUGA
Entamoeba invadens IP1 is the source of this 597-nucleotide messenger RNA. RefSeq names its product derlin-3, putative. Gene Ontology annotation, molecular function: ubiquitin-specific protease binding; misfolded protein binding. Gene Ontology annotation, cellular component: endoplasmic reticulum membrane; Hrd1p ubiquitin ligase ERAD-L complex. The transcript has a single exon. Gene Ontology annotation, biological process: endoplasmic reticulum unfolded protein response. Bases 1 to 597 code for a protein of 198 amino acids. The record is from RefSeq and is a predicted model, not a curated record. Lineage: Eukaryota; Evosea; Mastigamoebida; Endamoebidae.